Molecule: messenger RNA, 1245 nt
Organism: Podarcis muralis (Common wall lizard)
Lineage: Eukaryota; Metazoa; Chordata; Lepidosauria; Squamata; Lacertidae
Source: RefSeq, a predicted model, not a curated record
AUGAAACCAACCAUCCUCCUCUCCUUGUUACUGAUUGUCCUUCAAGUUCACAAUGGUUAUGGAGCUAAAGAUUCAGUUCAAGAAAGGAUUGCUUCCAGCAUUGAUGACUUUGCCCUUAAAUUCUCCAAAUUAAUAACUUCACGUCAAGGUGCCAGAAAGGUCUCCAGACAAGUAUCUUCACUCCAGGGUGGCAAAAAUAUCUUCUUCUCCCCUAUGAGUAUCUCCAUGGCAUUUUCAAUGAUCGGCAUGGGUGCUAAAUCAAACACCGAAAAGCAAAUUUACAAAGGACUUGGAUUGGAUAAAAUUGACACAAGCAUGAUACAUAAAGGAUUUCAAGAGUUCCUCAAGGUGCUGACCAGUUCAAAUCAUCAAGGCAUGGUGAACAUGGGGAAUGGCUUGUACCUAGCUAAGGGCAUCAAAAUAGCCACUAGGUACAAUAAGGAUCUCCAAAAUUUCUACAAAUCUGAGAUCUUUGCUGUUAACUUCAAAGACAAUGUAGUGGCUGAAAAGCAGAUAAAUGAGUUUGUGAAGGCCAACACUAAAGGAAAAAUACGUGAAGUAGUAAGAGGCUUAGAUCCAAACACCAUGAUGGUUCUUGUGAACUAUAUCUACUUCAAAGAUGAGUGGGAAUAUCCAUUCGUUCCUCAAAAUACCAAAAAAGGAGAUUUUUUUGUUGAUGACAAGACAACUGUGAAAGUCAACAUGAUGAAGAAAACUGGCUAUUUUAGACAUGUACGUGAUGAAAGUCUUUCCUGCUGGGUCAUUGAACUUCCUUACAAAGGAGGUGCUGUUGCCUGGUUCGUUCUGCCUGACAAAGGCAAACUGGAGAAAGUUGAGGAUGGUUUGAAAGGGGAAACUUUGUCCAAAUGGAGAAAAUCUUUAGAAACAGGAACGCAAUUUUAUUUGUCCAUCCCCAAAUUAUCAAUGGCUACAUCCUACGAUCUCAAAGAUUUGUUGCCUGGGCUGGGCAUUUCCGAAGUCUUUACUCCCAACGCUGACCUGACUGGAAUUACUGGAGGUGGCAAGCUGAAGAUUGACAAAGCUUCUCACAAGGCAUUUCUGGAUAUAAAUGAAAGUGGCACCGAGGCAGCCGCUGCCACCUUUAUGAGCUCUAAGGUUGGAGCUGCUCCUGGGCCCCCUCCUGUUCCUUUGGUCUUUGACAGGCCAUACUUUUUUUUCUUAAUGGCAUCAGUUGAUGGGCCCAUGCUUUUCAUGGGGAAAACAGUAAACCCAGCUCAUCCAUGA